ACAGCAACAAUUGUUACGUAACUGCAAAAUAUCUCUAUGAUACUCCUGUCUCGUGAUACUGUCGACACGUUUACUAUAAAGAGACAAGUCUCUAGUUUUCCUCGCAGUCAGAGCAGACGCUUUCAUUUCACGACCGAGGACCCUGGACGUGACGUCACAUCCUACAGCUGGAGUAGCUCUGCGCAUGCGCUGUUUUGCAGAGGCUCGCCUCCGUCUGCUUUGUUGAGACCAUCGAUGCUCCGACUUUCGGCGAGUCCACCGCGAAUUUGCACGACAUAAACGGGACGACCGACAGCGGUUUCCGGUCAUUGGACGCCGUUCGCUCGUUCUAAGUUCACCGUGUGCACGCGCCAGACGACGGGAGCGAGGAUUCCCCCCUCCCCCGCCCCGCCCCCCUGUAUAUAAACAAAACGCAGCAAGCUGCUUUUUUUUUUAAGGUCGCACGUCAGAGAGCCGCAACAACAACAACAACUCGCUCGAUCUGUUAAGUUCGCUAACUUCGUGUCGUCCGUGCCGUCGGCGAUGGGAACCCCCGUGGAGCUUCGUUAGGAGUUAAACUCCCAAACCUGCGCGUGCGAACAUGAGAGAAGAGGACAGUCUGUUGUCAGGAAGGCAGCUCGUGGCCAGUGAGAGAGGGGGUGCACGUCCCUGCUGCUGCUGCUGCUGCUCCGACUUGACAGAAGGAGCUAUCGCUACCGAGAAGGGUGACCCGAGGCCUCUUGCUCAUCUGUCCGUCCCCGAGUAGUAUCCCAUCCCGGCGUCGGCACAAUAUGGAGACGGUGGGCAAAUUUGAGUUCAGUCGGAAGGACCUGAUAGGACAUGGCGCAUUCGCUGUCGUCUUUAAAGGCAGACACCGAGAGAAACACGACUGGGAGGUGGCGGUAAAGUGCAUCAACAAGAAGAACUUGGCCAAAUCCCAUACGCUGCUGGGGAAAGAGAUUAAAAUACUCAAGGAACUGAAACAUGAGAACAUUGUUGCAUUACUGGACUUUCAGGAAACUGCCAGCUCAGUGUACCUGGUAAUGGAGUACUGCAAUGGGGGCGACCUUGCUGACUAUUUACACUCCAAGGGCACGCUGAGUGAGGACACCAUCCGGGUGUUCCUGCAGCAGAUUGCAGGGGCCAUGAGGGUCUUACAGGGCAAAGGCAUAAUCCACAGGGACCUCAAGCCCCAGAACAUUCUGCUCCACUACCCACCGGGAUGCAAGUCACACUCCAACAACACCUGCAUCAAGAUUGCGGACUUUGGCUUUGCCAGGUACCUUCAGAGCAACAUGAUGGCGGCCACGCUGUGCGGCUCCCCGAUGUACAUGGCGCCUGAAGUCAUCAUGUCCCAACACUAUGAUGCCAAGGCUGACUUGUGGAGCAUCGGAACCAUCUUGUUCCAGUGCCUGAGUGGAAAGGCUCCUUUUCAGGCCAGCAGUCCCCAGGACCUCCGGCUGUUCUAUGAAAAGAACAAGACUCUCAGCCCCAACAUCCCCAGAGAGACUUCGAGCCACCUGAGGCAUCUGCUGCUGGGUGUGCUGCAGCGCGACCACAAGGACCGCAUGGACUUUGACGAGUUCUUUUGUCAUCCCUUCCUGGAGGCGAGCUCAUCCCUGAAAAAGACAACUCCUACUGUGUCCAUGACCUGCUUCCCAAGCUCUGCGUCAGCCAGCUCCUGCAGCAGCUCGUCCACCUCUCACCUCGCCUCUCCCCCGCAGUCUCUUGCGGAGGGUCAGCACUUGCGUGCCAAAGCUCUGGCCUCCCCUACCCAGGAGGCGACUGGUUUCCUCCUCAAGGACUCCUCUGGUGGGGGCGGCAGCAGCAAGAACUCCUCCUGUGACACGGAUGACUUUGUCAUGGUGCCUGCUCACUUCAACACGGGUGAGCUGGCAUGUGAGAGUAAAGUGCUGCAGGACAGCCUCAUGAAUAGCAGCUCUCUUCUGGCUUCUGCCGGUCUGUGCAGCCAAGUGAAAACCCCACCACACUCCCCACCCUGCAGCGGCUCUCCGACUGCCGUCAGGCCCAGUGAGUGCUCGGGAAGUAACUUCGGUCAAUCAUUGCCGAUCCCAGUGCCCACCCAGGUCCAGAACUACCAGCGCAUGGAGCAGAAUCUCCACUGUACCAAACAGGAUGUCUCUCCACGGCUGUCGACACCGGUGCGUCGUUGCAGCAGCGGAAGCUCGUUGGCCUUUGCUCGGGCCGGACGUUCACCGCCCCACGGGCCGGGGGCGGCCCCCACCAACCCUAGGCUUUCCCUGGGAGGCGCCAGACCUUUCCAUCUCUCCCCUCAAGCUCCUCAGUACAUUGAGUCCCGGGUGACUUCUCAGCAACGACCGCAGACGGCGGUGGGUCUGGGCACGCGGCUCCACAGUGCCCCCUGUCUUCUGGAGGGUGGCGGUGGCGGUGGUGGCAAGCAAAAGAUCCGGAAGCAGCACUCCGACCCGGUGGUGGCCCCCUCGGCGGGUCUGAAGACCCUCCGCCCUCUACACUCUUCCCCCAGACUCAGUGAGCUGAUGCAGCGUAGCCCCCUCCCCACCAUCCUGGGCUCCCCUUCCAGGACCAUCCCUCCGUUUGAGUUCCCGAAGCCUCCGAGCUCUCCCAACCUCGUGGCCUUCCUGACCCAGCAGGGUCUGGUCAUCGGCUCCCCUCUCGGCAGGACCGCUCCGGUGGAGCCCAGAGAGGCGGGACCACCAGCGCUCACGCAGGCUCUCCAGCCGGCCCACUGCAUCCACAGACUGGGCGACGACACCAAGGCCUUCGGAAGGUCUCAGAGUGCCGGCCGUCUGUCUGACAUGCUGCUGAUGGCUGCAUUCGGACCAGGUGGGCCUGUGGCGGACCGAGGCAGCACAGAGAACUUGACCUCUGAAAAAACCGCAGGCAUAACAGUGCCCCCGCGUGGUGGGGGAUGUUUUGCACCUGGCUCGGUCAGCCCUGCUCAGGUGGUCUUCACUGUGGGCUCUCCUCCCAGUGGCAGCACCCCACCUCACACCUCCAGACCGAGGAAAUACUCAGGCUCGUUCACUUCAAUCAGCCCUGCAGGCUCCUUCACUAGCCGCUAUCCCCAGACCGCCACCUAUUUGGAUGGCUUUGAGGCUCCUCCCAGUCCUCGCUACGGCUUCGCUGAUCCUAUCACCGCCAACAUGGGCGGGCAUAUAACCUUCGAGGCUCCUGAGCUGCCCGAGGAGACGCUGAUGGAGCAGGAGCACACGGACACCGUGCAGAGCCUGCGCUUCACGUUGGAUUUCGCCCGCUGCCUGAUGGAGAUCGCUGGCGCCUGUGAGGUUGUGGUGUUUGAGGAGCAGGGAGACGCGUGUCAAGCCUUCCAGCAGCAGAGCCUGGUAGCAGAUCAGAUAAGCUCACUGAGCCGGGAGUGGAGUCAUGCAGAACAGCUGGUUCUCUACCUAAAGACUGCAGAACUCUUGUCCGCAGCCUUGCACACAGCCAUGGAGCGAGUUAAACAGGGCAAACUCUACCCAUCCUCCACAGUCAAACAAAUAGUGAGGAGGCUGAAUGAGCUGUACAAGUCCAGUGUGGCCUCCUGUCGCUCUCUCAGCACCCGUCUGGAGCACUUCUUUUCCAGGAAGCACCGCCUAAUGGACCAAAUCACAUCUAUCACAGCCGAGCGGCUGCUGUUCAGCCACACUGUGCAGAUGGUUCAGACCGCUGCACUGGACGAGAUGUUCCACCAGGGGGAAGCGUCCGUCCGGCGCUACCAUAAAGCUCUGCUGCUGAUGGAGGGCCUGUCUCUGCUGCUCACUGAGCAGGAGGACAUCCUCAGCGUGAGCAAAUGUAAGGAGUGCAUUGAACGCCGCCUCACAGCUCUGCAGUCGGGUCUCUGCAUUUGACCGUCCCACACUGCUUCCCGAGCGCGGCUGAGAUGUCAGUCGUUUGCACCCUCGCACAUUACCAACAAACCAAAUCCUCCACCAAAAGAAUCUCAUGGUUUUCACUUAGAAGUUGCUUUUUUCUUUUCACGAGAAAACCGCAAGGCUUGAAGUUUGGACUCGACCGCCGGGGCUUGUGCGCUCCCUGAAUGGCUCGCCUUUCAUCCCGAGUCCUGGACUGCGGCGGUGACUUUCCCCCCCCCGCGCUAAACUCGUGCCAGCCGCGGACACGAAGCACUUGUGCUGCGAAAGAAUGUCCGCGCUCUUGUCUAUGUGAGACUUUGCUCCUGGCACUGAAAAGAGGGGGUAUCGCCUGCCAGGAAGAAGAUUUCUCUCACCAGGCGAAACACGGGCAGGAGUCACUGUUGCCAAGUAGCUGCAUACACACGUACAAUACUUUACUCAACACAAACACAAUGUUAUCUUUUACCAGGAUCAGGAGCUGGAGGGCAAGUCCUGUAUCUGCUGUACACUUCCGCACAGUGAGGACGAGUGCUGGGGAAAGGCGGGAAUGUCCAAGUCUGAAUCUCAUCACGUGUGUUUGUCUUCACCCCAUGUUUGCUUUCCCGAGUUUCUUUAAUUUCUGGUAUUUACCAAAUUGUUACUUGCUUGCUGAAGGGAAAUUUAAAUAGCGGCGCUCCGGUCUGUAUGGAAGUCCACACAGGCACGAUGACGAAACUGUUGCCAAAAUGAAAUGUAGGUUUGUUUCUGUGUUAUAUAUUUUAGAGUACUGUAGGUUAUCAUGCUGGUUUGGGGGGUGGGGGGGGAGUUCCCUGUGUUUGUCACUUUACUGAUUCUAUACUUUCUUAACGUUGAAGACUACGUUCCAUGAUUGAAACCAUGGCGUAGUGGAGAUUUUGUGUUUUAAAAUGAUGGCUGGUAUUAAAGCAACAGACAGAAAGUUGGGUCCAUAAAACACUUUAAAUGUAAAAUAUAGUUUGAGUUCAACAGCUCUGAGCUGCUCUGUUUGCAUUCUUGGUUGCAAUCAUGUUAAAUAACCUGGGGUGUAUUCUUAACCCUCCUGUUACCUUUACAUUUACUAACAUAUUUUACCCUCAGGGUCAAUUUGACCCCAGCAAUUAAAACCUCCAGAAAAUUAUUAGAAUUAAUAUUGUUUCCCAAGUUUAAGUGUGAGGUACUUUAUGUUUGUUUGUUGACUACGUAAAUAGCCCUUUAAAUAUAUAAAAAAGUUGAUAUUUCUUCUAUGUUUGACACAGUGAAAAACAGCCUGGGGUCAAAUUGACCCCAAAGAACACCGACAUUAAACAUUGAAUGGGGUCAAAUUGACCCUAAAGGUAACAGGAGGGUAAAGUCAUUCAGACGCUUAAGUGCUGGAGUUGCUAAUAAUGCCGUCACAUCAUUCCAUAUUCUGUCUGAUCAUAUGUUAUCAAUCAAUCAUGUUGGAGUUGAGCAGGUUUAAUCGAAGUUGAAUGUAGGGCCGCCAGAAGAGAAACGGCGUUAAUAUCAGCCCAUUGUUACUGAAGUUGAGGGUUUGUCCCGGGAUGAACGUCUGAGUGUGUUUGCACUGUUGAAGUACUGUAUGAGAUGAGCUCGAGUGGGGCAUGUUAAACGUGUCCAGUUGUUCUAUUUACCGAGACAUAUUUGCUUAUUUAGAGAUCUAUUUUCCAUGCUUUGAUUGCAGUUCAGUUGUUUUACAGUCAAAAGGCACGGAGGUGUGCUCCAUGUGAGAAUACCGACACGGAGAUGGUAUAAGCUAUGAAACCUUAGAAAGAGUUCUUUAAGAAGUAAAAGGAGAAUAUAAAUUGCUUUUACACUGAAAAAUGAUUUGCAUUGCCCGCGCGGAGGAGUUUGUAGUUAGUAUGUUUGUUUUGAAAAGUGACCGGUUGAUUUGCAGUGCUAGUUAAAAAUGUGUAUUUGACCUGAAAUAUGUAUGUAUUUGUUGACCGUAGCCAUAUAUUUUAACAUGAUACCUUUACUCCACCAAAGGGUGGGUCAACUUCUACUUUGGCUGCUGCAGAGAGAAGUGUGUGUGCAUGUGUGAAGUGAUGUUCAACGUAUUAAUGGAUGCUGGGGAUUGUUCCCUACACAACUAAAGGCAUUGCUCCGCAACCAAAUGUGAAUGAUUGGAUGUUGACUCCACUCCUGCUGUGGAUGUGGUUCAACAAGACCCGCUGGAACUCAGAGCAUCCUCUGGCGUAACCGACUUCCUUUUCCCCCCGGGGGGUAUUUUCCUCUGCCUUUUGUAAAGUUUAUUAACAUGGGGACUAAAGAUGCACCCGAGUGCAUAUUUUGGAAUACGUUGUUGAUGUACGGUCAGGGCUGAAGAUUGUUGAAGCUGAGAUUUUUGGACGCCAGUAUAGUAGCAGUAUGUCAGCAGAACAGAAUGGAGGAAAUCAUAUGAUGUAAAUGUACAUCAUUUGUAUUUGUUUUUUUUGGGUCUAUUUUCUUUCAUACAUUUUCUUCGGUUUUCACUCUAGCGAGAGCAUUUUGUGUGUGUGUAAUGUUUGUGAGGGUGUACAUUCCUGAUAUCAACUCACCCACAGCCUCUUCCCUCUUACAGAUGCUGUUCUGCUCUGUUAUUAUGUCGUGGCAAUGUCUCAAAAGAUACAGAUGGCAGAAAGAGAUGACGUCGUACCUUGAUAGAACUGAUGCAUGUCACUUUUUAUUGUUCCCUACAAUCAUUGCUAUUGGCCAUCCUGUCGGUGGACGGGGUCGACAGAUGUGUGCAGCUGUUGAUAUAAUAUAAAACGGCUGAUUCAUCAUAAAAUCAUCUGUCAUUGAUUUAGAUUUAUGUUAGAACGCACCUGAAUGUUCUAAUUUCUUUGAGUUCACAUUAUUCAUUCUGUAUUACCUGUACAUAUUGUAAAUGAAGUUAUUGUUGUAGUGUAAAUGACGCCGCAGGAAUGGAGAGAAUGGCACCACACCACCGAUACAUUUCCAAAGAUUAGACUUUCUUCUGAUUUUCCAUAUUGCCUCUGACUGUUUCCAAAUCAUUUUAAUGUUGUCAUAUCUAUGACCGACACACUUUCUCAGUGUCCCCGUGUGUGAUGUAACCUUUACUGUUGGAGAGUUGCAACAUGAAUAAAGUGAAUGGAAAGGUAAUUUGUCUUAA
Molecule: messenger RNA, 6942 nt
Organism: Pseudoliparis swirei
Lineage: Eukaryota; Metazoa; Chordata; Actinopteri; Perciformes; Liparidae
Gene: ulk1b
Product: unc-51 like autophagy activating kinase 1
Exons: 27
Coding region: 771-3830 (1019 amino acids)
Biological process (GO): autophagosome organization; autophagy; axon extension
Cellular component (GO): cytoplasm; autophagosome
Molecular function (GO): protein serine/threonine kinase activity; ATP binding
Source: RefSeq, a predicted model, not a curated record